UGAUUGAGCUGGGGGGACGCUGGUGUGCAGGAUUUCGGAUGGACAGCUCUGCAUCACCGCUAUGAUCGGCAAGAUGACCCCUGUGGCCCACCUGGCCCUGAAUCAGUUCCAUGUGACGGACAGAAUGACCCGUCAGCAGUUCUACUACAUCCACCUGCUGGAGCCACAGCCGCACUGCAAGAGGACGUCACGUCCACCUGGUGCGGUCUGUAGUGAACCCACAUCACCGCUGGAGUUUAUCGUACGACAAGGGAAACUGGACCUCGUCAUGCAUCCUGUGGUUCUGAAGCUCAUCACUGUCAAAUGGGAUCUCUCACGGCAGGAUGGGUGCGUGGAUCCUCCUGGUGCUGAACUUCUUCUUCAUCCUGGCCUGGACCACAGUGGCCAUCUCAGUGUCCGUGGUCAGGGACAAGGGCCGACCAUACGUGUUCCCAGAGGACUGGUGGCGUGUGUUGGUGGUGGUGAUAGCGCUGUUGCUAACGGCACAGGAGGUCUUCCGGGAGGUGCGGGAGGUGCAGGUGUCACGGCGGAAGCUUCGUCGAUGGCAAAGCUGGAGCAUCAGACGCAUCAAUGAGGACCUGGCCUGCACACACCCCAUGUGGCCUGAGGAGCGGCAUUACCUGGAGGAGCAGAUCAGGUUCAUCCGGAACAUGAAGGGCAGCUACGCUCAGGACCUCUGGAACAUCUUUGAUUGGCUGGUGUAUGUUCUGCUGAUCGCCGUGCUGGGGAUCCACCUGGCGGACAUCUUCCUGGUGUCGGGCUCUCUGCGCAUCUACAGCCUCCGACUCUUCGCUGUGGUGGUCAUCUUCCUCUGGCUGCGCCUCAUGAAGCACGUCCGAGCCUUCAGGGUGAUGGGCCCCUUCAUCGUGAUGCUGGGGAAGAUCGUGGGCGACGUCCUGAGAUUCCUCUUCCUGUACGCAGAGAUCUACAUCCCCUACGCCUGCGCAUUCUGGAUCAUAUUCGGAGGCACGGACGCAGUACCCAGCAUGAAGACGGUUCCUAAGCUGCUGUACAGCCUGUACCGCAUCACGCUGGUGGACGAGUACGAGUUCGACGCCAUGGUGGCCGUGGACUCCAUCAUGGCCCACCUGCUGUGUGGCACGUUCCUGGCGCUCUCUGCUGUCUUAUGCGUCAACCUGAUGAUUGCCCUCCUCUCCGACACGUUCCAAAGGGUGUAUGAUAAUGCGUUAGCCAACGCCGUAAUGCAACAAGCAGCCAUAAUUCUGCAGGUGGAGGAGUCCAUGCCACGGCUUCGCCGUUUCUAUGACAACCACUACAUCCACGAACACUGCGCACCUUUAGGGGAGUACUACGAUGAUGAUGUCACCACCGACCGCUACCAGUACGCCGAGAUGAAAAAGAUUACCUCACAAAUAAAAGAUACUCUAGAUGAGUUUCUGGAGAUCCAGAAAGAUGCGGAUUCCUGCGGACCUGAGCGACCUGAUGAGGAUGAUGAUGAUGACAUGGGCUCAGGGUUGAGGCGGCCAUCGUGGGCAGCCAGGGAGGGCAGCCUACGCAACCUGCGUCUGACCCAGCGACAGCAGAGCAUCGAGAUGAGCGCACUCCGAGCAGACGUCAAGGAGAUGCAGUCCCUCCUCCUCCAGCUAGUCCAGUCUCAUACUGCCCCUAAACCCUCAGGUGGGGACAUUGGAAUAAAGCCGCUGUUUGGUCACAGCGAGGACACAGAGGUGGAAGUGCCGGUACUGCCAGAGUGCAGAUUACCAGAACAUCAGACAGAAGGGCAACAGGAAGUGACGCCAGAGAGCUCGCGGAGAGAAGCCAAGAGUAGUCCUUGAGCCGUGUACAAGGAGCAGGCCUUCUAAAAACCUUAUACACACGUACACGCACACACACACACUGGAGCUCAAAUACACAAAACAAUGACUGCACGCAAAAAGCUGUGUAAAUUAUGCUGUGUUUUGUUAUAUGCAAUGUUUUAUCAGUGUUACACUGUGAGAAAGGCUACACUGUUUACUUAAUAAAAGAUGAAGAGUA
Alosa alosa (allis shad) is the source of this 1995-nucleotide messenger RNA. Its product is annotated as polycystin-2. Gene Ontology annotation, cellular component: membrane. The transcript has 15 exons. Gene Ontology annotation, molecular function: calcium channel activity. The coding region runs from base 324 to 1796 and encodes 490 amino acids. The record is from RefSeq and is a predicted model, not a curated record. NCBI's taxonomy places the organism in Eukaryota, Metazoa, Chordata, Actinopteri, Clupeiformes, Clupeidae. Gene Ontology annotation, biological process: calcium ion import across plasma membrane.